AUGAUCACCCAGUUCGAGCCCAGAUUUUUAAAGCAGUUCACAGAAUUGCCGUCCAAUGUUGAGCGAGCGGAUGUUUUCCGUGUCUUGGUUUUGAAAUGGUUUGGUGGCAUUUAUUCAGAUGUCGACACCGAACCACUCCGACAACCCGCCUCCUGGAUUUCGAGCUCUGAUCUUACUUCUUGCGUCGAUCCCAUCACGAGAUCAGACUACUCCUUUCAGGACCCAGUCGGGGCUAUGUUUGGGAUCGAAGCGGACUGUCAACCCAGUCGAGACGACUACUGGCGUAUGGGGUAUAGUUACCCUAUUCAACUCACCCAAUGGACCUUGGCCUCGAAGCCGGGUCAUGACGUUCUGUUGAGGUUCAUGGACACCCUUUCGCAGCAGCUUGAUGAUGUGGCUAGUCGUAACGAUGGGAGCCUAAGGUCCUCAGAGGCGGUAAAGGAGCUCGAACAUAUCGGCCCAGUAUCGCUGACCGGACCGGUUGCUGUGACAAAUGCUACCAUGACCUUACUUUCAGAACAGGUUGGCCUGCGCUGGAAUUCUUUGACUGGGCUCGAGGAUGGCGGGCAAAGUAAAUUAGUGCGGGACGUCUUGAUCCUCCCGAUCACCGCUUUCAGGUACGUCCCGGACGAGGGUGGUAUGGCAACAUGGGUUCCAAGUCCAUUGAGGACGAAUCAGCACGAGUCCUGCAUCAUGCCCAAGGAUCAUGGCGUUCUUUCAACCCCACAAAAGAGUUUAGUAAAGGUUGUCGCACGGUAUUGGGGCUUUGCAGAGACUGGUGACAGGAUAACCCAAUAG
Molecule: messenger RNA, 798 nt
Organism: Exophiala bonariae
Lineage: Eukaryota; Fungi; Ascomycota; Eurotiomycetes; Chaetothyriales; Herpotrichiellaceae
Exons: 3
Coding region: 1-798 (265 amino acids)
Biological process (GO): protein N-linked glycosylation
Cellular component (GO): mannan polymerase complex
Molecular function (GO): alpha-1,6-mannosyltransferase activity
Source: RefSeq, a predicted model, not a curated record